Molecule: messenger RNA, 4742 nt
Organism: Physcomitrium patens
Lineage: Eukaryota; Viridiplantae; Streptophyta; Bryopsida; Funariales; Funariaceae
Biological process (GO): protein dephosphorylation
Source: RefSeq, a predicted model, not a curated record
CUUCCUGCUUUUACUGCCUUCACUGCCUCUCUCUCUCUUUCUCUCUCUCUCACUUUGGGAUCGAUCGUUUCUGUAGAGCUCUUUUUGCAGUUGUUGUAGAGGACUUGUCUUCUGAAUCCUCCCGCUUGUGUGUGGAUUCGCAUCUCUACACUUGGUUUUGUUUUAUUUUUUGUUCCAGGUCUUUUCACUUUGCGUGGUUGUCCUAAUUUUUUACGAAGGUCUACUAAGAAAGAAGGUUCUGUAAAUCGGAUGGAUCAUGACUCAUGAGACCAUCGAUGAGACCUGAGAGCGCGUAGUGCUUAAAACAGAUCCGGGGAAGCCGUGGAUGAAUUCCUCUACUCGUGGGAAUCGACGGGAACUUCAGAUGAAACUCCUCAAGUUUUGAACUGUUGAACUGUAAAUUUUGCACUUUUCUCAACGAGUGGUAAAGUCACGAACAAGAGGAAUGAUGUGCGAGUGCGUCAUUCUGCCUGAGCAAUGACAUUCAAUAGAUUGUUGCAUAUUCGAAACUCCUGGUUGUGAAUAGAAAAUUCCAAUCCUAGCUUUGAAUUACUCUCAAACUACCUUGACUUUUGUCACAGAAGAUUACUCUUGGUAGAUUUGUCAACCACUUCUGGUGUUCACGAGUGAUGCUUAUUAGGAAGCAAGUCAACGGAAAUGGAGUUUACGGAACAAUUGUGCGAAGCCCUUGGCUUAUUCGUGGAUUGUGGCGUUGUAUUGAUUGCUCUCCUGUUGAAACUCUUCUACCGGUUGUGUGUUGCAUACUUGGAUAAAAAUUUCUGCACACGUGAUUAGUGCUGUAGUAGCCUCCAACAGGUGAUGGUGCCAAUCUUAAAUACCGCGUCUUCCAGCAGAUGGAAUUUGUGGAGGCACGAAAGUGGUACUACAACAAAAUCAUCCUGGAGAAGAUUAUCUGAAUGAGGUUGUAAGUCAUUCUGUAUCCUGUGCAUUAUUGGUUGCGAAGGGGUUCAUGGAUAAGGUUCUAGUGCCAUUUAUAACCCUGACCGCACAAGUGUUCGUGUCUGGAUAUGUUACCAGGCAGAAGUAAUUGGUAUGAGCUCGGAAAAGAAGGGGUGAAAUGGUUUCAAUUACGGGUGAUAAUUUGGAAUGUGUAAGUUAACAGCCCGUCAGAGUAUGGGAAUGUGAGCAGAGCAGUCCAGCAAAAGUCAGUGGUAAGUAACUAGAUUCAGGCCGACUGAAACCUUUGAAGCGAGAACACAGGGAGCGCUUCGCCACACCACUUGAGCGCACUUGUUUGCCAUGUCUGUAUUUGAUAGGUCACUCUCAAUGGCGCUUACGCUCCUUUGCCACUUUCGGGCUUCUAGAAGGGUUCCAAGUGAUUGUUGGCGAAAUUGGAAAGAACAAGGUCCUUGUCGAUCGUUUACAUCGGGCAAUCAGUCCAUUGAUGUGAUUGGACGUGCGUCACCUUCGCAGUAAUCUGUCAAGGGUUCUCGCAGUUGAAUUUGAAAUGUCGAAUGUUAUUUCAUGUGGAAGAUGUUUUCGGUUUUGGGAGUCAGUAUUUUCGAGGGUCUUUUGGGUCGCCGAUGAUUCCGCAAGUAUCUAAUUGGGUACGAACUUUACAAAUAAAAAUCCAUGUAUAGUGGUGUCUGCAGAGAAUCUGCUUGUAACGCCAUCCAUAGUUUGGUGGUGAAAUACUCUGAAAGAUGCCCACAUGUUGACAUAUUUGAUGUAACAUAGAAUACAGUUCCAAGGCCGGCAAUGUUCUCUAACUCGAGGAUAGAUACGUUCAAGAAUUUAUGUUUUUUUGGUGCAUUGGAACGGAUUAGGGAAUGUGAGUAUUGCUGUCAUCACUUCGUUUCCACCGCCCAGAGAUUCUGGCAGUCACGGCUAUGGGCGCUUCUUGAGGUGUUUUUGAAUCUCGUGCGGCAUUUCCUCCCAGCAUUGGAAUUGGAAACUGCCAUGCUGUGGAGAAGUACAGUCAUGGAUUGCCAUAUCUGCUGACACUUCCUCCAAGUCGAUGCCAGAUAAAUCUUCUGUAAUGGAAAGUUCUGCAAAUUCCGCUAUCUUAGAUCUAGCAAUUCAAUUUUAGUUGCAUAUACCAGCCCAUGUAAGUACAUCGGCGCCCUUGAUUAUGAGGCAACUUUUGGCUAGUAUGGGUUUGAUUCAGUGCCCAGGGUAACGUGCUCUAGCUUUUUUAUGUUAAUUCUUUCCGGGUUUGCGAGUUCGAACUCCAGGCUGUGUUGGGGAUUUGAAAUGACAACACUUCGAUAGAGUGAAAGAUACUUCCUCUUACGAAUACUAUUCGGGGAAUGAAAGUGCAAAUUCAUAUGAAUGCACGGGGAGCGUGAUCUUAAUUCUUCAUGCAUUAAAAGAUGGUCAACACAGAUUAAUGAGGAUUUUCGACCCGCAGCAACCUCGUGUGCAGAGAAUGUCUUUAAUCGUAUAAUGAAACUUGAAUAGACAAUGAAGCCCAUAGAAUUACUUGCCAGGAUCAUGGACGCAAGGCUUCUGAGUAUGAAGAGAAAAACUAAAAUUUGUUGAAAUCCUAGUGAGUUGGAUAAAGAAAAGUACAAUAUCUCCACACUAUGAUGGGGGUGGGUUCGGAAGCUCGAGGCGACGAACAGUUUAGCUUAAGCGAAGUCUUGAAGGACAGGCUGUACUUUGCGCCUUUGCAGAGUGUGGAGGAUACAUCAGCUGUGGUGAAGUGCCUCCCUAAGCGCACUAUCAGCUUCAAUAUCGAUUCGGAACUUGUGUAUGAACCAUUUUUCGCUGAUUUUGGACCUCUGAAUCUUGCGUGCACUUACCGGUUUUGCUGGAAACUUAAUCAUCUCCUUAAGGAAGCAGAUGAGCAGCACCAGUGUGUACUAUUCUGUUGUCACGUAGACCCUAAGAAGAAGUCGAACGCCGCCGUGUUGCUUGGAGCGUACUUGGUGCUUUUUUGCGGUGCAGAAUCGGAUGCAGCAUAUUCAACGCUCUCUAUGUUCGAACCUUUCUUGGCGUUCCGGGAUCCUACUUGUGGCAUCUCAACGUACCGUCUCACAGUGCUUGACUGCAUUCGGGCUGUAUUGAAGGCCAACCAGGUUGGUUGGAUUGACGUCAACAAUUUCAACCUGGAGGAGUAUGAGUACUUCGAACAGGUUGAAAACGGAGACCUUAAUUGGAUUGUUCCUAACAAGCUCAUGGCAUUCAGUGGGCCGUCUGCCAAUCGCUUGGAGAUUUAUGGAUACAGGACAUUAGUGCCGGAGGAUUAUAUCGAGUACUUUCAUCGGGUAGGGAUUACAGGCGUAGUAAGGCUCAAUCGAAAAGCGUAUGAUAGAAGGCGUUUUACUGAACACGGACUAUCCCAUCACGAUUUAUACUUUCCAGAUGGCAGCUGUCCUCCUGAUAGAAUUUUGCGGAGAUUCUUGGAGAUAGUAGAGGAGACAUCUGGAGCUUUAGCCGUACAUUGUAAAGCAGGAUUAGGGCGAACGGGCGCUCUCAUGGGUUGUUACAUCAUGAAGCAUUUCCGGUUUACAUGUAAUGAGACGUUGGGUUAUCUGCGCAUCGUGCGUCCUGGCAGUGUGAUUGGUCCUCAACAACAUUACUUGAAGGAGAUGCAGUAUCGCAUGUGGAAAGCUGGUAAUAUGAUGAGGCAUCAGAUAGCACAAACAAAUGCAAAUAGCCAGACUACUCAUAAUCUUCGAGGCACGGAACAAGGGCCGGCACCAAACUCUUGUGGUAGUUGUGGGACCCAGCCGAACUAUAAAUUUGUGAGCUCAAAACAAUUAUCGGUCAACCCAAGUUUCAGACGAGGAAUAUUGCGUAAUCGGGAUCGCGCUGCCGAAAGGUCUCCACCACCACGCUCGACAUUGGAUGUGACAGCGUCUCCACAACGAGUGAGGCGGAAAGCGGUCGGCACCAGCAGAGCAGGAGUUUAUAAAGGGGCCUUGCAGGACGAAGCAUCUUGGAGCAUUCGACAGCAACACGUAGGGGUGUCACCCACGGCUCCUAGUUAUACCCAAAACACGAGGUUUAGCAACAUUGUCAAUGGUAUGGGAAGACUCUCUGUGAACGACCCGGAGUCUUCUUCAUCAAGUGCCAAAAAUGUCUCCCGUGUUCCCUCUCAAAGAAGUAAAAGCACGAUAAAUUCAAGCCUUUCAUCAACAAACCCUCAAAAUACUGGACAUGGAGACCACAUUGGCAUUCUGAGGAACGCUUCAGGUCAUCAACUGGAGCCUCAAUCCCACGGAGGUUCAGUGGUUGUUCAACGGGUAAUAAACUCUGCUGGACAGCCAAGGAAAGUGUUGUUGCCGGUUGUAGAAAAAGAGGGACUACUCCCGCAGUUAAGGUCGAGGUUUCGUGACUUUUCUCCUGCACGGAGGUAUGGAACACCGGGACCUUGUGUCAUGGGUUCGGCCUCCUCCAAGUGGGACCCUGCACAAAGCCCAUACACUUGAGUUGUAGAAUAUGAAUAAAAGUUUUCUUUCUUUGUAGACAUAAGCAGUUGAAUGAAUCUUCUGCUGUUGGUCAUGUCUCCCUCCAACCCCUAAGUUAUGGAUCAGUAAAGUCAUAAAUUUCCUAAUUAGCACCCUGAAGUGGCAUUUAGCUGAGGUAGCUUGGCUUCAAAGCCUGACCAGUAGUUGGGCAUAAUCUAGGUUUGGCUAGGUUUAGACUCUGGACUUCAUUUGUCCAGAAGAGACCCAAUGCAAACUAAUGUGACGCCCUACAGAAAUAGUCGUCCAAUACAAACUUGCCUCAUCAUUGUGUUCCUAUGUUUUUAUUUGCAAUGGUUACUUGGAUAA